Messenger RNA from Manihot esculenta (cassava), 1429 nucleotides. Its product is annotated as oligoribonuclease. Gene Ontology annotation, molecular function: nucleic acid binding; 3'-5'-RNA exonuclease activity. The transcript has 8 exons. Gene Ontology annotation, cellular component: mitochondrion. The coding region runs from base 348 to 1121 and encodes 257 amino acids. The record is from RefSeq and is a predicted model, not a curated record. Lineage: Eukaryota; Viridiplantae; Streptophyta; Magnoliopsida; Malpighiales; Euphorbiaceae.
GAGGCUAACUUUGUUCAAUUGCUAUGAGUUGAGAUUUUUAGUUGAGAGUUAGAUUUCACUACUCUAGUGCAGGGGUUCAGCUCUUUAUUUAUCAUAUUUAGAGUUCCAUACUCAUCUUUGACGAUCGGUUUCUAACCUGUCGACGGAGGGUCCCCAGAGUGCAAACGGCCGCUGAAAAUAUAAGGGCUGAGCCGAUUAGGUAGGGUGCGGAAGAUUGCUGGGGAGCGCCAUCAUCAUUACCUCGCAGUAGAUAGGAAUCGCAGAUGAGAAGAACAUUCUGUUGCUCACCUUUUGCUCCAAUCCCGGUCAAAGUAACCUGAUUUAGCCGUUUGCUUGAAACUGAACAUAUGGACCGUCUUUCCAAUGCGUUUUCUGUGCUGGACCUCGACGCUGAAGAUGAUCAGGUGGACGCCGUCAUGUCGUCAUCGGUUUCUUCUUCCACCCAAGUUAAACCAGUCUCUACCAAUAAAACGGAAACGAGUCGGAACAUUGUAAAUGGAUCACUCUCUGGUCUGGAGAUAGAAAAUGGGAAACAGAUUGGACAAAAUCUAGUUACAUCUGCGGUGGAGUACAAGAUGCCUCUUGUUUGGAUUGACAUGGAAAUGACUGGUUUGAAUAUUGAAGUUGAUAGAAUACUGGAAAUUGCGUGUAUAAUAACAGAUGGCAAUUUGACUAAGUCAGUGGAGGGUCCUGAUUUGGUUAUCCAUCAGAGUAAAGAGUGCUUAGAGAAGAUGGGAGAAUGGUGUCAAAGUCAUCAUGCAGCUAGUGGUUUGACAGAGAAAGUGCUAGAAAGUUCAGUGAGUGAAGAGGAGGCUGAAAAGCAGGUAAUGGAAUUUGUUAGGAGACAUGUUGGUACAUACUCACCUCUUUUGGCAGGAAACUCGGUUUAUGUAGAUUUUCUGUUUUUAAAGAAAUACAUGCCAGAUUUGGCUAGUCUCUUCUCUCAUGUUGUUGUUGAUGUUAGCAGUGUUAAGGCUUUGUGUAUCCGCUGGUAUCCCAGAGAUCAUAGGAAGGCCCCUUCAAAGGAAAAUAAACAUAGAGCCAUGGAUGACAUUAAGGAGAGCAUUCGAGAGCUGAAAUUCUAUAAGGAGAAUAUAUUUAAGGCAAAGUCUAAGAAGUAGACGUUUACCAUCUAAUGGUAAUUGCCACACUUGCUAGCUUUUUCUGAAGAUAGGUUCAUCACUUGGUCAAGGGAUGAUGAAUUGUUGUUUGAAAUAUUGUCUUUAAAUUGUUAGCAUCAUUAAAUUUAAAUAGAUGUCUCAGAUAUGUGGUUCCAACAGAGAUGGAUUUACACAUUUUUGCAUGUAUUAUUACAAACAAAUUACGGUUGUGGGAGAGUGGAGGAUUUUGGAUUUAGUUUUAUCAAUCCCUUCAUUUACGAGGGAAAAAAAAUUAAUAAAUUUUUAUGCAAUCAUGCUUAUUUCAAAUA